CCGCGAGAAACAGACAACAUUAAAAACCUUGUCAUUAAAUAGUUUCUUAGGAGAUAUUACGUACCGAGAUCAAAGUUCAUCUGGCACAGCGUGCUAGCUCAUCGCUAUCCAUGAGUGGUGAAAUCAAAGCGAGCUCGUGAGUCAAGCCAGAAGAACGUGUCAUUACUCAACGAAGAUACAUUUUUUAGAAAAUGAAGCUGCCCAGAGCUUUACGUCUGCUGGCACAGCUCCCGAAUGUCCGACAUGCCAGCAGUGGAGUAUCCAAACCCCUGGCGACGUACACUAAACAUUUUGAGGAAAUCACCAUACCGGUGCCGUGGGGUCACGUAUCCGGGAAAUGGUAUGGACCAAAGCAUGUUCGACCCAUCGUGGGCAUGCACGGAUGGCAGGACAAUGCGGGCACCUUUGACACCCUGGCGCCCUUGCUGCCGUCGCACCUCUCCUUUCUGAGCAUCGAUGCGCCAGGACAUGGGCUGUCCUCCUGGCUUCCAGCAGGCACCUCCUACCACUCCAUCGACUUGGUUUUAAUCAUCCGACGCCUAAUGGACGACUACAACUGGGACAAGAUAUCCAUCUUGGGACACUCGAUGAGCUCCAUUAACGGCUUCGUGUUCAGUGCGCUAUUUCCCGACAAAGUCGAUCUAUUUAUCGGUCUGGAUGUCCUCAAGCCGCCGAUUCGUAGUGCCCGCUCUAUCGUGAACGGAUUGACGGAGCGACUGGAGGGAACAUUGAAAUUGGAGCGACGCCUAAAGAGCGGCUCUGAACCGCCCGCGUACGACUGGGAUCAGCUGGUAACCCGCCUGCACGAGGGAUCCAACAAAUCGGUAUCCCUGGAUGCCUGCAAAUACCUGCUGCAGAGGAACUGCAAGCCCUCCACCCACGAACCACACAAGUAUUACUUCUCGCGCGACAACCGGCUUAAGACGUCGCUGUUCUACACAUUGCAUCUGGAUGUUGCUUUGGAGAUGGCCAGCAGGAUCAAGUGCCCGCACUUGUUCAUCAAGGCUCUGCAGGCCCCGUACUACGAGAAGAAGGAGUACUACGAUGCCACUCUGGUCGAGUUGAGAAAGAAUCCUCUUUUCGAGUUCUAUGAAGUCGAAGGAAGUCACCAUGUCCACUUAAACGAGCCGGAAAAAGUGGCGCCCAUCAUUAACUCGUUCAUUAACAAGUACAGACCUCUAUAAGACGAUUAUCUUUAAGAAUCUGACGCAUAGGCAAUGUAAAUACUAGUUCAAUCUUAAAUUAAUUGACGAAUAUUGACUCGAUAUUAAAUGGGAAUCCACCUCUGCCAUAGAAAGUACGAAUUUGGUUGCUUCUAUUUAAUUUAUUAUGUACAAUCGAUUCGGGCAAUAACAUUAAAGUUUAAGACUAAAUUACAAA
This is a messenger RNA of Drosophila bipectinata, 1380 nucleotides long. Its product is annotated as probable serine hydrolase. Lineage: Eukaryota; Metazoa; Arthropoda; Insecta; Diptera; Drosophilidae. The record is from RefSeq and is a predicted model, not a curated record.